UGUACAAGAGGGGUAUGAGUGGGAUUAAAGGGAAAAGUGAACAUUUCUCAUGCGUUGCUGGCAUACCUUCAACCACAUAUAGCUAACGUAUGACAUUGUGUGUUCCUCCCUCGCCAACUCAUAUAAUCGCCUGACAUAUCCACGUAAGUAUCAAGUCUUGAUUUCAUAUGGAAGAGUCCUCCAAGGCGGUUGAGGUUGAGCAGGAAGCAAGUGAAGCAAAGGCUCCUCACGAGGCUUUGUUUCUUGUCUUGUCAUAUCUUCCUGUGUACGAGGUUGUGGUCAUGUCUCAAGUCUGCACAUCACUAAGGGAUGCAGUGAACAAUGACAUAUUACUAUGGUUGAAUGUUAUUGUUCAAAGGCCCCUCAGUUGGCGACUCAACGAUGAGAUUCUAAUCAAAAUCACCUCAAAGGCCAAUGGUAGGCUCAAAACUCUCGCUCUCAUCAACUGCAUGCACGUUACCGACCACGGCCUCCAAAGGGUCGUUCAACAAAAUCCUCUCAUUAACAAGUUGCAUAUACCAGCAUGCACUGGCAUAACCCCUGAAGGAGUUCUAGGAGCCGUGAAAACACUAUGCCAAAGAAGCAAUUGCUUAAAGACCUUAAGUAUAAACGGCAUCUACAACAUACAGAAGGAGCAUCUUGACAUGCUUAUCAUGAACCUUGGAAAGAAUCAACCACUAGAGGAGCAGCAAAAGCAGCAGCAGCCUGUCUACUAUCAUGAACGAUGUAGCUUUUCAGUAUUCAAGCAGGAAGAAAGCUGGCGGCUUAUUGAUUUGGAGAUAUGUCCCAGGUGCUUUGAGGUGAGGAUGGUUUAUGAUUGCCCCAAAGAGCACUGCACGAGAAGGGAAUGGCCCCUAGCUCCAUGUAGGGGUUGCAAUUUUUGUAUUCCAAGGUGCGAAAACUGUGGUGGAUGCAUUGAAUCCGGAGAAGUGGAAGAGGGAGCUUGUGAAGAUAUCUUCUGCCUUGAAUGUUGGUUACAGCUUCCCAAGUGCAGUUUCUGCAACAAACCAUAUUGUAAGCAACACACAAACUGGUGGUGCACUUCUUCAGACUCUUCAUUGAUCUGUAAAGUUUGUGAUGAAAAUUCUCACGGAUAUACGUAUACUGAUGUUCUAUAAUGACGUGCAACUUGGGAUAAGUUUCAACUAUCAUGCAUCAAGCCAUCAAGUAAGUUUAUAGAUGAUGAAUGAUUAUAUUAUUUGCAUUCAUGAAUGUACUUAAAGUUUGAUUGUUCUGGAUUAUAAAAUGAAGGUUUUUCUCUAAA
Messenger RNA from Glycine soja, 1264 nucleotides. Its product is annotated as F-box protein SKIP28-like. The coding region runs from base 168 to 1118 and encodes 316 amino acids. Gene Ontology annotation, molecular function: protein binding. The record is from RefSeq and is a predicted model, not a curated record. Gene Ontology annotation, cellular component: cytoplasm. NCBI's taxonomy places the organism in Eukaryota, Viridiplantae, Streptophyta, Magnoliopsida, Fabales, Fabaceae. The transcript has 2 exons.